GCGCCCGGCCGUCAACCAUGUCAGGCAUGACGACGUACGGCCUGCAGCUCCGUCUAUAUAAGCAGCAACUCGCCAGCUAGCUAGCUCCACAAUCGCCUCAGAUCUCAAGCUCUCAACUCACCUCGCCUCGCAUCUCAAACACAAACAGUCUUCUCUUGUGGGUUGGCUUAAUUGCUAGAAGCCGGGUUCUAUCCAUGGCAAUGAUGGUGAAGGCCGUCUUCGUCGCCGUCGUGGCCGUGGCAGCGCUUGCGCAGCUCACCGUGGCAGUGGAUCACCCGGUGGGCGGGAGCGGCGCGACCUGGUCCACCAGCGGCGGCUACGACUCGUGGUCCGCGAAGCAGAAGUUCUCUCCGGGAGACAGCCUCGUAUUUUCGUACUCGCCGGCGCACGACGUCGUGGAGGUGAGCAAGGCCGACUACGACGCCUGCACGGCCAGCAAGGUCGUCGCCAGCUACACCGGCGGCAGCACCAAGGUCAAGCUCACCACCGCUGGGAAGCGCUACUUCAUCUGCAGCAUCGCCGGCCACUGCGACGCCGGCAUGAAGCUCCAGGUGAACGUUGCCGCCGCAACCGCCGCCCCCACCAAGCCCAGGGGCCAGAGGAGCGUCGCCCCUGUCGCCGCCCCGGUGCCGGCGCCGGAGGGGUCGGCCACAGACGAGCAGCUGCCGACAGUGUCGUCGCCAACGGGGACACAGGCGCCCAGUUCGCCUUCUGGCUCGGGCGCUGCCAGCAUCAGUGCAAGCGCUGCGGUGGUGCUCGCCAUGGGCAUGGCUGUGGCAUUGGCCAUGUGAGAGGGACCUCACCGAUCCAUGGGUACCAAGGCAUAGUUUUGGAGUGCUUAAGUCUUAAUCAUGUCGGUACAUUUGCGGAUUUGUUCUUGUUAUUCUUGACUCUCUGGCUGGCAGUGGCAUGCACAUUGCCUUCCCUGCAUGUUCCUUCCUUCCUACUACAGUGUUAUCAGGGUUCAGUGUACUACUGUACAAUUUAUUUGUUGUAUUUGUCUGUCGAAGAAUAAAUACAAUUCACAUUCUUUA
Molecule: messenger RNA, 1034 nt
Organism: Hordeum vulgare subsp. vulgare (domesticated barley)
Lineage: Eukaryota; Viridiplantae; Streptophyta; Magnoliopsida; Poales; Poaceae
Product: uclacyanin 1-like
Exons: 2
Coding region: 195-791 (198 amino acids)
Cellular component (GO): plasma membrane
Molecular function (GO): electron transfer activity
Source: RefSeq, a predicted model, not a curated record